AGGGGGGAAAAAAAGAGUAGGGAAGAAAACAAGUGGGGAAAAAAAGAGCGGGGAAGGAAACAAUCUCUCCUCCCCCCCGGCUGCAUCUAAUACAGCAGAGUCUGAAACUUUAUGGAGUUGUCGCUGUGUUUAGCCCGCGGCGGGUGAAUCGGCAGCGCCCUGCGCUCUCGCUCCUGCUCCCUCGCGCUCGGCGGCAGUCAGCAGCGAUGGAAAAAGUUGCUGGCUGGUACCCAGCCCGGCACGCCGCUCUCCUGUACUGGACAUGGCUUUUCCUCUUCACUUUUGGCUUUACCGGUGCAGAAAUAACUUGCAGAUCCUGCCAUUCCCAGGUGAAGCCGCAGCAGCAGCAGCCGCAGCAGGGAUUAUUAAUGCAUUUGAGGACCGACAGAGGAGAAAAGGAGCAGAGGAGGUCCUCCGGGGAGAAGGGAGGUGAGAGAGGGCGACGGGCCGAGGAUGCCGGGCUGCGAGCGACCCUCGCCUCCGCAAGGACGGAAUUCAGCGCUCGGGAGACGCGGCGGUGGAGGAGGGAGCCCGGUGCCGAGGAGCCCCCGCGGCGGUGGAGGAGGGAGCCCGGUGCCGAGGAGCCCCCGCGGCGGUGGAGGAGGGAGCCCGGUGCCGAGGAGCCCUCGCGGCGGUGGAGGACGGAGCCCGGUGCCGAGGAGCCCCCGCGGCGGUGGAGGACGGAGCCCGGUGCCGAGGAGCCCCCGCGGGGCUCGGAGCGGCGGCGGCGCGCGGCGGGGCGGGAGCCGGGGGGCAGCGGCGCCGCCCGCUUCGGGCUGGAGGAGCUGCGGCUGGGCAGCACCACCUUCGCCCUCGCCGGGGACUCGGCGCACAACCAAGCCAUGGUGCACUGGUCGGGGCACAACAGCAGCGUGAUUCUAAUUCUGACAAAGCUGUAUGACUACAACCUGGGAAGCAUCACAGAAAGCUCUCUUUGGAGGUCAACAGAUUAUGGGACAACGUAUGAGAAACUUAAUGAUAAAGUGGGCCUGAAGACUAUUUUGAGCUACUUGUAUGUUUGUCCAACAAACAAACGUAAGAUUAUGCUGCUGACUGAUCCGGAAGUUGAGAGCAGCUUAUUAAUCAGUUCUGAUGAAGGGGCUACUUAUCAAAAAUAUCGUCUGAACUUCUACAUCCACAGUCUGCUUUUCCACCCCAAGCAGGAAGACUGGAUCUUAGCAUACAGCCAAGAUCAAAAGCUAUUCAGUUCCGUGGAGUUUGGCAGAAGAUGGCUGCUUCUUCACGAGGGAGUUGCACCAAACAGGUUCUACUGGUCUAUGAUGGGGUCCGGCAGAGAGCCUGAUCUCGUGCACCUAGAGGCAAAGACAGUGGAUGGUCAUGCCCAAUACAUCACCUGCAAGAUGCAGAACUGCAGUGAAGCAGCUCGCAGCAAACCCUUUCCAGGCUAUAUUGACCAUAACUCCCUGAUUGUCCAGGAUGAUUACGUCUUUGUUCAGUUGACGUCAGGAGGAAGACCACAUUAUUACGUUUCAUAUAGGAGGAAUGCAUUUACCCCGAUGAAGCUACCAAAGUACUCCUUGCCCAAGGACAUGCAUGUUAUCAGCACAGAUGAGAAUCAGGUGUUUGCAGCUGUUCAAGAGUGGAACCAGAAUGACACGUACAAUCUGUAUAUCUCCGACACCCGAGGGGUUUACUUCACCCUGGCCUUGGAAGAUGUCAAAAGUAGUCAAGGGCUGGAGGGGAACGUGAUGAUUGACCUCUAUGAGGUAGCAGGGAUAAAGGGGAUGUUCUUGGCCAACAAGAAGAUUGACAACCAAGUGAAAACUUUCAUCACCUACAAUAAAGGGAGAGACUGGAAUUUGUUGCAGGCUCCGGACACUGAUCUGAGAGGAAACCCCAUUCGCUGUCUCCUACCUUAUUGCUCCCUUCAUCUUCAUCUGAAGGUCUCGGAGAAUCCCUAUACCUCAGGAAACAUCGCCAGCCGAGACACUGCCCCCAGUAUUAUUGUAGCUUCAGGUAAUAUAGGCACUGAACUAUCAGACAAUGACAUCAGCAUGUUUAUUUCUUCUGAUGCUGGGAACACUUGGAGACAGAUUUUUGAGGAAGAACACAGUGUUCUGUACCUGGAUAAAGGUGGAGUACUGGUUGCCAUGAAACACACAUCUCUGCCUAUUAGACAUCUCUGGUUAAGUUUUGACGAAGGGAGAUCUUGGAGCAAGUACAGUUUCACAUCUCUCCCACUGUUUGUAGAUGGAGUUUUAGGGGAACCAGGAGAGGAAACUCUAAUCAUGACAGUGUUUGGACAUUUCAGCCACCGCUCGGAGUGGCAGCUGGUGAAAGUAGACUACAAGUCCAUUUUUGAUCGGAGGUGUGCAGAAGAGGACUAUAGGCCUUGGCAACUCCAUAGGCAGGGAGAAGCUUGCAUCAUGGGAGCAAAGAGGAUCUACAAGAAGCGCAAAUCAGAGAAGAAAUGCAUGCAAGGAAAAUAUGCUGGGGCCAUGACCUCGGAGCCAUGCGCGUGCACAGAGGCAGACUUUGACUGUGAUUAUGGAUAUGAACGUCACAGCAAUGGGCAGUGUUUACCAGCUUUCUGGUAUAACCCAUCUUCCUUGUCAAAGGACUGUAGCCUUGGACAGAGUUAUCUCAACAGCACUGGGUACCGGAAAGUUGUUUCUAACAACUGCACGGAUGGUGUGGGAGAACGGUAUACAGCAAAACCCCAGCAAUGUCCUGGCAAAGCCCCACAAGGCCUUCGCAUAGUCACGUCUGAUGGCAAACUGACAGCCGAGCAAGGACACAAUGUCACUUUCCUGGUCCAGUUGGAGGAGGGAGACCUCCAGAAAUCCCUUAUUCAAGUGGAUUUUGGAGACGGCAUUGCUGUGUCGUAUGCCAAUCUUAGCUCAACAGAAGAUGGGAUCAAGCACAUCUACCAGAAUGUGGGCAUAUUUCGGGUGACUGUGCUGGCGGAAAAUAGCCUGGGUUCUGACAGUGCUGUCCUCUACCUGCAUGUAACAUGCCCCUUGGAACAUGUUCACUUAUCUCUACCAUUCGUCACCACAAAGAACAAGGAGGUCAAUGCCACAGCAGUACUGUGGCCAAGCCAAGUGGGAACACUUACUUACAUCUGGUGGUUUGGUAACAACACAGAGCCACUGAUCACAUUGGAAGGAAGCAUCACAUUCACAUUCUCUGUGGAAGGAAUGAAUACCAUCACCGUUCAGGUCUCAGCAGGGAACAUCAUUCUUCAGGAUGCAAAGACUAUUGCUGUGUAUGAGCAAUUUCAAUCCCUGCGUUUAUCAUUCUCUCCAAACCUGGAUGACUACAAUCCAGAUAUCCCAGAAUGGAGAAGGGACGUCAGUAGAGUAGUCAAGAGAGCCCUGGUGGAGGCAACAGGCAUUUCAAACAAGCACAUUCUGGUCGCAGUGCUCCCUGGUCUGCCCACAUCUGCCGAACUCUUCAUUUUACCACAUCAAGAUGCCACAGGAGAAAAUAAAAGAAGAGCAGCAGACCUAGAGCAGAUUUCAGAAACACUGAUCCAGAAACUGAACCAAAACCUGGUCCAUUUUGAGUUGAAGCCUGGAGUUCAAAUCCUCGUCCAUGCUGCCCAUUUAACAGCAGCUCCCCUGGUGGAUCUCACUCCCAGUCACAGUGGUUCAGCUAUGCUGAUGCUCCUCUCUGUCGUUUUUGUGGGACUAGCCGUGUUUGUAAUCUACAAGUUCAAAAGGAAGAUUCCUGGCCUUAAUAUAUAUGCACAGAUGCAGAAUGAAAAAGAUCAAGAGAUGGUCAGUCCAGUCAGUCAGAGGGAAAGCAUACCUAAUGUCCCUCAAAGUGAGCUGAUGAGCCCUGAGCAACUAGUAGAUGAGAAGUUGGAAGUCCAGCCCAUAGAGCAACCCCAGGCCACAGUCCAGAACCCAAGGAAAGGAAAUGCAGCCAAGGUAGUCUGGACAGAGGACUUCCAAAAGGCUUGUGGAUCACCAAGAGGUUUCAAGCCAAGACCCGAAGCGGAAGUAUUUCCACAGCUGCUGAGCCCCAGAGCACAAAAGAAAUCCCUUCCUAUGUAAAUGGUUGAAUUGAGGACACCGUAUAUAUCCAUAUCUAAAAAAAAAAAAGAAAAAAAAAAAAAAAGAGGAGAGCUCACUGCAUUUGGACUUUUUAAUUCUUCAGAUGACAAAGGGUUUUUAGCUUUAAGCCUGUGCAUGUGGACAUUAUAUCAAGACCAUAGUGGAACUGCAUUGUACAGGUGUUCAGUUUUAGUGGGGGGUGGGGGGAGAGGAACUGGUACCACUAUUCACUCCUGCGACCCUUGCCCUCAUCCCGCCACUCUCUUUUUUUCUGAUCUGUCUCUAAUUUGUAGAAAAUUCAUAAUGAUAUAGGCCAAGAAAAUGCAUGGGGGUCUCUUCU
Cuculus canorus (common cuckoo) is the source of this 4362-nucleotide messenger RNA. RefSeq names its product sortilin related VPS10 domain containing receptor 1 (gene SORCS1). NCBI's taxonomy places the organism in Eukaryota, Metazoa, Chordata, Aves, Cuculiformes, Cuculidae. Gene Ontology annotation, molecular function: protein binding. The record is from RefSeq and is a predicted model, not a curated record. Gene Ontology annotation, cellular component: Golgi apparatus; membrane. Bases 207 to 4022 code for a protein of 1271 amino acids. The transcript is spliced from 28 exons. Gene Ontology annotation, biological process: post-Golgi vesicle-mediated transport.